CUAAAAAGAGGCAAGGGAGUAAGCUGCGCAGGUAUGUGAAAGGAAGAGCUUUCCAGGAGAAGGAACAGCAAGAACAGAGGUCCUAGGUAGGGAGCAUGGGAACGGGAAGGAACAGGAGGCCAGGUGGCUGGACUAGAGUGAGUUAAGGGGGAGAGUGGUCAAUGAGAAGAGUAGAUUGUGUGAGGUCUGUGAAGCCAUUUUAAGUACCUUAGCCUUUAAUAUUUGUGAAAUUGGAAGUCAUUGAAGGGUUUUGAACAGAAUGACAGGACCUGACAAGUUUUUAAAGGCUCAUUCUGGCUUUUUUUUGGGAACGGACUUGGGGAGGUGUGGCAAGAGCAGAAACUGGGUAAUCCAACGGAGAGGAUAGUAACUUGAUCCAGAUUGAAAACAAUGCAACUGGGUUGUGGGUUUUUGAAGAAUAAAUUUUAAAAUUUAGCUGGUGGUUUGACUUGUGGGGUGUGAAUGAGGAAUCAGGGACAGUGCUAAGGCUUUUGGCUUAAGCAAGUAGAGUUGCCAUUUACUGAUUUACUGACCUGGAGAAGACCAUGGAAGGGAAGAUGACCAGAAUUUGUCUUUGGACAUAUUAAAUCUGAGACGCCUUUUAGAUACCCAAAAGGAAAUUCAAAUAAGCAAUUAUGUAACACAGUCGGAGGUCCCAGGAGACACUGAAACUGGAAAUGUGCAUUUACAGUAUGUCAGGGUAUGAGUGGAAUUAGAGAAAUACCACUUGAUUUGUUCCCUUCCCUGUAGUCUGGUCCUUACCCUGGCAGUUUUGAGGCCUACCUUGAAGCCAUGGAGUUGGCCAUGACUUUUCUAUUAUGUAAUUGGGACUACAAAUGUCAGCCACUAAAAAUAAAGGUCAGGCUCUCCUCUGUCCUUGGAAAUGGCUGCAGGGACCACUGACUGUGCACACCCUCAAAGACAGGAAGUGAGGAAAGACCAGCAGGAGGCCGGAAAUAAAAAGAACUGCCUCUCUCCUUCCAAAAAUGGCUAACAUCUAUCUUUGAUCCCCACAGUGUUCCAGAAGGAAGUGUAUCUUCAUACAUCACCACACUUGAGAGCAGAACCUGAUCCAACUGCAGAGAUGGCAGCUGAGUCCUUGCCUUUUUCCUUCGGGACACUGUCCAGCUGGGAGCUGGAAGCCUGGUAUGAGGACCUGCAAGAAGUGCUGUCCUCAGAUGAAAAUGGGGGUACCUACAUUUCCCCCUCUGGAAACAAGGAGGAAGAAUCAAAAACCUUCACCACUCUUGACCCCGCCUCUCUGGCUUGGCUGACUGAGGAGCCAGGACCAGCCGAGGUCACAAACAGCUCCCAGAGCCCUCGCUCUCCAGAUUCCAGUCAGAGCUCCCUGGCUCAGGAGGAAGAGGAGGAAGACCAGAGAAGAACCAGGAAGCGGAAACAGAGUGAUCAGUCCCUAGCUGUGGCUGGAAAGCAACGCAUGAAGGAGAAAGAACAAGAGAAUGAAAGGAAAGUGGCACAGCUAGCUGAAGAGAAUGAACGACUCAAGCAGGAAAUCGAGCGCCUGACCAGGGAGGUAGAGGCGACCCGCCGAGCUCUCAUUGACCGAAUGGUUAAUCUGCACCAAGCAUGAAGAGUUGGGACCAUCACUUCCCCCUCGGGCCACCACCUACCUUUCACAAAAGUGGGUGCUGACCAUCUUUCUCCAGUGCCAAUGAUGUGACCCUCAACCCCAUCUAUUCAGGAGGCGGGAAAGCUUGGGGUAGACAACAGGAAAGGGUCUCAGCAUGUAUAUAGAGAUUGUAAAUUUAUUUAUUACUGUCCAUAUCCAUUAAAGUAACUUUCUAUGA
This is a messenger RNA of Enhydra lutris kenyoni (northern sea otter), 1808 nucleotides long. RefSeq names its product DNA damage inducible transcript 3. The transcript is spliced from 3 exons. The record is from RefSeq and is a predicted model, not a curated record. Bases 1085 to 1591 code for a protein of 168 amino acids. Gene Ontology annotation, biological process: positive regulation of intrinsic apoptotic signaling pathway; ER overload response; negative regulation of transcription by RNA polymerase II. Gene Ontology annotation, molecular function: protein heterodimerization activity; DNA-binding transcription activator activity, RNA polymerase II-specific; transcription factor binding. Gene Ontology annotation, cellular component: CHOP-ATF4 complex; CHOP-C/EBP complex; CHOP-ATF3 complex. Lineage: Eukaryota; Metazoa; Chordata; Mammalia; Carnivora; Mustelidae.